AUGUCGACCUUUUCCGCUUAUCGCGAGCGCAUGAAAUCCUUUCAGCAUCUCUUCGACUCGCUCAGGCUAGGAAGCCCCGGAAAUAUCCCUACCAAGCUUCGCGAAGAUGUCGGUCGAUUCAGGGUGUGGGCGGAGAAUUGUGGAGCGCAUCGACAGAGCAAUAACCAGAUGUCACUCGAUCGUCGCCUACGGGGAGCUUCGAAGGUGAAGGAUAUGGUCGUGAAGCUGUUGGGUAGUCUGAAUGACGUUCUAAAAGACGCGCUUUCGGCCGGAUCCGCCAAAACGUUGGCAGAUGGGCUUCCGGUGACUGGCGGAAUGUCGGAAACGCAAGACCCAGAAGACAGCGACUCCGAUUCGGACCCGGAUACAAGCGACGAAUUCGAAGAGUGUCUACUUGACGUUUCCAAUAUCAUCACCUGUCUCUAUAACACCUCAAUCGCGGUCGCAAAUCCGGCACCACGAGACCGGUUGGAAAAGUGCUCCUUCAUCGACGUCUCGCAUUAUCACGGCCCGAUGUCGACCAUGUCGAUAAUAAGUUUCCAGAUGCUGAAGACUUUCUGGUGGAACAUUGUCGGACGCCCCCGGCUGGAGCUGGCCGUGACAACACUCGACGAUUCUGGCGUCCUUGAAAAUUUAACCGUCGCCUACGCAACUACGCAAGCGGUGACUACUGUCUCGACGUUUCUGAAGGGUGGACAAGCGGCGGCGGCUAGUGGUGGUGACCCUGCAGAAACGGGCAUAGCGGUGGACGGAGAAAGUAUAUUCCCUAUCGACCCAGAUCAUGGUUGGACCGUAGAGGACGACACUCGGUCCGUGACAUCGUAUGCGUCCUCUAUGGGAGACCCCAACAGGCUUCGCGUGCCACCACCGCCUGACCAAGAAUCCUCGUUGGAGGGAACACCUUUCGAGUGCCCAUAUUGUUUUUCGUUGGUGAAGAUUCAGGGUUGGCAGUCAUGGAAACGGCAUGUCUUCAAAGAUCUCCGGCCGUCCGAAAUAGCAACAGAGUCGAAGCAGAGUUGCCCUCUGUGUGGAAAGAAUAAUCUUACUCCUCGUAUUCUUCAGCGCCAUAUCGGACAGCACAUGCAACAGAUCGCGCUAUUUGUGGUGCCUAAUUCGAUAGAGGAGGAUGAGGAGGGGAAGAUGAUGAGGAUGGAGAUGAAGGAUCUAUAG
Messenger RNA from Tricharina praecox, 1170 nucleotides. RefSeq lists its product as uncharacterized. The record is from RefSeq and is a predicted model, not a curated record. The coding region runs from base 1 to 1170 and encodes 389 amino acids. NCBI's taxonomy places the organism in Eukaryota, Fungi, Ascomycota, Pezizomycetes, Pezizales, Pyronemataceae. The transcript is spliced from 5 exons.